UUUCUUAACAAUUUAUUAAGAUCGCGUGUACGGGAAAUACGUUCAGAAAAGAAAUCCCAAAGGUGUAUAAUAGUGUGUGUGUGUGUGUAUGUCUGUUUGUUGUGUGAGAGUACAAUAUCACAGAUUCGAACCAUGGAUGUAUUUGUGUAUCUGUGUAAGUAUACAACAAACCAAUAAAACGUCGUAUAACAUUCUCUCUCCCUCCUUCUCCCAUUCUAUCCUGUCGACGUUACGACGUUCAUACUCCCGUGGUUUUCCGACGUUCAGUUUGCGAUUGCUUUUGCAUCGAGAAAGACGUUCUGCUGUUAUUAGGUAUAUCCUCGUCGAAACUUUUUAUACGGAGUUAUGUUACGGAAUAACACGUGAGGAGUGGAAUCUACAUCAAGUUAUAUAUAUAUAUAUGUAUAUAUAUAUAUAUAUAUAUAAUUAUUUACACGGUUUGUACUUCCAUGAAUACUUUAAACCAGGAAGUAAGAAAUCUUUUCUUUUUUUUAAGAAGAUUCGAACGUAGUAAAUAGCCGUCUGAUAAAGCUAGAAACUAAGGAGAGAUCAUAGUUCAUCAUUAUCAUCGAAAAGUUUCUUUUCGUUAUUGAUCGAGAGAACUUUUGGACCAUCAAACGAAUUGGACAAACAUGUAUCAAUUAUCGUUGAAGAUUUUACUUGCUGUAUUGUUAUUUGAGAACCUAGCAUUUACGGUUUCCAUUGAAGAAUUCAAUAUCCCAAAGAAUCACUCGAAAGAAUUGGAAAAUAUUUUAGCUGAUGUAGGAAAUACAAAUGAUACGGAUAAACAGCAAACGGAUCAAAUAAAUCAGGCAGAUUUUCAUCAGAAGGAUUUUUUUAAUGACAAUAAAAGAAAUUCGACGAUCGUCGAGAAAGAAAAUCAAAAAACGUCAUUGAAUGAAAAGGCACCAACAAAGGAAUUAUCCCCGACGUUGCAGAGUGCAAGCGAAUUGCCGAUUGCGCUGAAUCAUACUGAUCAAAACAUUACGAAACGACCAGUCGAAGAGACGACGCUAAUUAAUGGGGUAACUGAGAGUCAAAAAUCAAAUGAUUUUGUCGGCGAACAAAAGAAUUUGAAUCAAUGUUGCGUAACUCCACUCGACGAAGAAGAUGUUACAACCAUCAAAACGAUGCAACAAGAAAACACUAAUUCGUUCAUUAACACUACCUCAGAAAUUACACCGACGACCACAAAAAGAAGCGUCACGAUCACUCCAAAGGAUGUUGUUUCACCAAAAAUUACUCCAGCGUCCAUUGACGUGAAUGACACAAAAAAGGCCGGCGAUUUAAACCUACAAUUAAAACCUACGAUAUACGAAACAGUUCCUUCUGAAUUGAUUAAUGCGACAAUAGAAACUAGCACGAUAUCAUUGAAAUCCUCCGAGAUAACAACCACCGUAUCCUCCAAUAUAACCACCGUGUUAACCUCUAAGAACGAUCAAGUAAAAGUUAGAAACGAUACUGUGAUGUUAAAGAAGGAGAAAGAAGUAGAACACGAAGGAUUAAGUCUGAAAGAAUCUAUCAGUAAAGAAGAUACCAGUGGAAGUAUGCCACCUGGUAUUAUUGCAUUGGUAACAACUAUUACGUUUGCUGUUGCGAUCAUUAUUGGAUAUAUCAGUAUGGUUAUCUGGAAGCAAUAUCUCGAACGCAAAUACGGGCGUCGAGAAUUAUUGGUGAACGAGUUGGAAUUCGAUACGAACGAUUUGAGACAUUUUGAGCUCUGACUUUGGAAAAACAAGGAUGGUAUAUCGUCUGAUGUAUGCCCCCUGAGUCAUACACAGAUCACGAGGUAACUCACGAUUCGUAUUAUAAAUUUCGUGAGAUAAAGAAAAUUUUGAAAAUCUGUGAUAUCGCGCGUGUGUGUGUGUGUGUAUGUGUAUAUAUAUACAAUAUAUAUAUAUAUAUAUAUAUAUAUAUAUAUAUAUAUGUAUGUAUGUAUGUAUGUAUGUAUGUAUGUAUGUAUGUUUAUGUAUAUAUAUAAAAAACCGAUUUUUGUGUAGAAUCUAAUCGGUUUGUUGUAACAAAUGUAUUAUUACAUUUGAAUAUUUUCGUAUUUUACUAUUUCCUACGUAAGUUAUAACGUGUGUUCCUACAUAAAAUCAUAUCACUUUAAGGAAAGAUUUUAUUUUUAUCGUAUUAUUAAAAUACUGACGUGUUAGAAGUAGAAAGUAAUGAUUAUAAAUUUAAGAAAAUUAUUCCGUAUAUAUACAAACAGUUUCAUAUAUUAAUUAUUAUAUUACAUGCAGGACACUAACAAGACAACGAGUGAAUAUUUCAUAUGAAUGAUAGGUGUUAGAAUUAUAUGAUUAAUGAAUAUCAUGAUCAUUACUUUAAAAGCAUAACUGUGUAAUCAAUGAUAUAUAAUAUUAAGAAAGACAAUAGUAUUUAUGCUACCGAUGAAAACUAUUUGUUUUUUUCUGUAGCAUGCUUCAUAAGUGUAUAUAUUUCAAAGAUAAUAAUAAACAAUGUAUGUUAUUUUUUUA
Vespa crabro (European hornet) is the source of this 2483-nucleotide messenger RNA. RefSeq lists its product as uncharacterized. Bases 633 to 1724 code for a protein of 363 amino acids. The record is from RefSeq and is a predicted model, not a curated record. The transcript is spliced from 8 exons. NCBI's taxonomy places the organism in Eukaryota, Metazoa, Arthropoda, Insecta, Hymenoptera, Vespidae.